This is a messenger RNA of Ricinus communis (castor bean), 1926 nucleotides long. RefSeq names its product beta-glucosidase 12. The coding region runs from base 109 to 1668 and encodes 519 amino acids. Gene Ontology annotation, biological process: carbohydrate metabolic process. Lineage: Eukaryota; Viridiplantae; Streptophyta; Magnoliopsida; Malpighiales; Euphorbiaceae. Gene Ontology annotation, molecular function: beta-glucosidase activity. The record is from RefSeq and is a predicted model, not a curated record. The transcript is spliced from 13 exons.
GAAGCCUAAAAUGACUGUAAAAUUGUAAUAUACUUCUGAGACAUUUCAGAUAAAGUUCAACAAGGGAGGUUAUCAGUUAAGAGAGUGCCUAAUGAAAAGCAAUUAAAAAUGAGCGUUGGAAUCUGCCUAAUUUACGUGUUUCUGAGUCUUCUAGUAGGGUCAGCGGCUGCUUACAGUGAUGAGUUUAUAGAGAGUUUGGGUUCUGUUCGACGGAGCAGUUUCCCGGCAGGUUUUAAGUUCGGGACUGCUUCCUCUGCUUACCAGUAUGAAGGUGCAGCAAAUGGAUAUGGUAGAGGACCAAGUAUAUGGGAUACCUUCACUCAUAAAUACCCAGGUAAGAUAAAGGACCGCAGUAAUGGAGACACUGCCGUUGACUCAUAUCAUAGGUAUAAGGAAGAUGUGGCUAUAAUGAAGAGCUUAGGUUUUGACGCUUACAGAUUUUCCAUUUCAUGGUCUAGGCUAUUACCCCGUGGCCGUCUUAGCAGAGGAGUAAAUCAAGAGGGCAUCGAUUACUAUAACAAUCUAAUUAAUGAGCUGCUAUUGAAUGGAAUCCAGCCCUUUGUAACUUUAUUCCAUUGGGAUCUUCCACAAGCUCUUGAAGAUGAAUAUGGUGGUUUCUUAAGCUCCAAGAUUGUUUGUGAUUUUCAAAACUAUGCGGAAUUAUGCUUUAGCAACUUUGGAGAUAGAGUAAAGCAUUGGAUCACCUUGAAUGAGCCAUUGAGCUAUGCUAACGAUGGAUAUGCAACCGGGUUAAAAGCACCUGGUAGAUGUUCAAAGUGGAUUUCUUUGAACUGUACUGGUGGUGAUUCUGGUACUGAGCCAUAUAUAAUAGGACAUAAUCAACUCCUUGCUCAUGCAGCAGCGGUUAGAGUGUAUAAAGACAAGUACCAAAUGUAUCAGAAGGGUCAAAUUGGGAUUACAUUGAACUCAGAGUGGAUUUUACCCAUGAAUUCUGAAUCAAAUGGAGACUGUAUCGCAGCAUCUCGAGCACUUGCCUUUAAGUAUGAUUGGUUUAUGGAACCACUGAAUUCUGGUUUGUAUCCACUGGAAAUGGUAGCUUAUGUGGGAGAACGAAUGCCUAAAUUUACUCAAAAGGAGUCCUUAAUGGUUAAAGGGUCUUUUGACUUCAUUGGGGUAAACUAUUACACUGCAAACUAUGCAACUGAUGUUCCUUGCAAAACUGAAAACUUUAGCUACUCCACUGACUCUUGUGUUAAGCUUAGUUGGGAGCGAAAUGGGAUUCCCAUUGGUCCACAGACAGGGUCAGAUUGGCUUUAUGUUUACCCAGGAGGGAUUCAACAACUUUUGCUCUACACCAAGCACAAAUUUAAUAAUCCUGUCAUCUACAUAACGGAGAAUGGAGUUAGCGAACUUGCUACAGGUUCUGUAUCUCUGGAGGACAAAAUGAGAGUAGACUACUACCAUGAUCAUCUUUCGUUGGUCCGAAAAGCAAUCAUGAAUGGUGUAAAUGUAAAGGGAUUCUUUGGAUGGUCACUGCUAGACAAUUUUGAAUGGAGUGAUGGUUUUGCAGUCCGUUUUGGAAUAGUCUAUGUAGAUUAUGAGGAUGGAUUGAAAAGGUAUCCGAAAAGAUCAGCUAUGUGGUUCAAGGAAUUUCUUCAUUCUGGGAAUCAGACUCAGUUAAAGAGAAGGGAUGUUCUAGUUUCUUAAGUUUAAGAAAGAGAAACAAAAUGUUUCUGGAACUGAAAUUAUUGGCAUUACAUGCAGAAUUCAUGUAAAUUUACAAGUUCCAAAGAAGUGUAUGAACAUGAAAUAAAAUCACAGGUUUUAACUGUGUAAACUGCAUGUAUAUAUGUUGGGAGUACUGAGUUUCUCUUAACUCACUGCAACUAUUUACUGAAAAAUAUAAAUUGUGUAAACUGGAGAUUUAUAAGAAAAUAAUGGAAUGGUCACUAAAUUUUUUAUUUA